Messenger RNA from Hippoglossus stenolepis (Pacific halibut), 3681 nucleotides. Its product is annotated as lysyl oxidase homolog 4. Gene Ontology annotation, cellular component: membrane. Gene Ontology annotation, molecular function: copper ion binding; protein-lysine 6-oxidase activity. Gene Ontology annotation, biological process: peptidyl-lysine oxidation. NCBI's taxonomy places the organism in Eukaryota, Metazoa, Chordata, Actinopteri, Pleuronectiformes, Pleuronectidae. The transcript has 15 exons. The coding region runs from base 137 to 2860 and encodes 907 amino acids. The record is from RefSeq and is a predicted model, not a curated record.
GGAGUGACAGAAAAAGACAGAGGGAGGGAAAAGAGGAGAAUAGAGAGAGAGCAGGACCAAACUCGCUGCCUUCUUUCCCCCCAGUGCUCUCUCCCUCCUUUCUCUCAGUGACUCCAAGCUGAGACCAACAGAUAGGAUGCUGUGCCUCAGGGGCCUGUCCACACUCCUCCUGCUUCUCCUCUGCCCCGCUCCACUAUCGGCCCAGGAGGCGCUCAUACGCCUUGCAGGCGUGGGCCGGCGCAGUGCAAAUGAGGGACGUGUGGAGGUGUUCUAUAAUGGAGCGUGGGGGACGGUGUGCGACGACGAGGUGGAUCUCAAUCUGGCCACUGUGGUGUGCAGACAGCUGGGUUUUCAGAGCAGCUUUACCUGGGCACACAGUGCCAAGUUUGGUGAAGGACAAGGUCUGAUCUGGUUGGACAAUGUGCGCUGCCAGGGCAAUGAGGUCUCUAUUGGAGAAUGCCGUUCCAAUGGGUGGGGAAUCAAUGACUGCACCCACGCUGAGGACCUGGGGGUCAUCUGCAGUCCAGAAAGAAGACCUGGCUUCUCCCCUGCCUCUGUGGACGAGGCCGCUCCAUCAUCCAGGCACCGGCCAAACCAACCAAGACAGAGAAACCCACCACCACAGUCUGUGUCCCCUCCAGCUUCACCCCCAGCAGAAGAACACAUCUCCUCUUACUCAAGAGGCCAUGAGAUUGCCCUCCAUCGCAACCCAACUUCUUCCCGUCGCAGCAACAUCUCUCCACAGGAAAACGGCCACGAGAUCCAGAUCUCGCGACGGAAUCGACCCGGGUCCGGAGUGAGCCAGCAGGCGAACCCACAAGGGCACCAGCUGCCCUCGCGUCUGGCAAACGGGGCAUCCUACAGGCAGAGGCAGGAGAAUUCGAGGACCAACCCGCAAGCAGUGAGACGGGAGGCGGAGGGGCAGCUGAACCGGCAGUCUCAGCCUCAUUCCCAACUCCAGUCUGAGCGGAGGACUGAGGGGAAUCAGCAGCUCAGUGGGAACCAUGUUGAACCAGACCCUGUUUAUCCAGAGCCUGAUGGACAUAACACACAGGGAUCUUCGAGGGUUCACUUAGAGGAGGCCCGUCUACGGCCUGUGCUGUCCAGCAACCGUGGCGGUCUGGUGACGGAGGGAGUGCUGGAAGUGAAGCAUGCUGGGAGGUGGCGUCAUGUGUGUAACCAUGGAUGGGACCUGAGCAGCAGCCGUGUCGUCUGUGGCAUGUUAGGGUUCCCUGCUGCAGAAGCGUUUGACCAAGUCAGCUACAAGAAACUGUGGGAUUCUAAGAUAGCCGACCCGUCCUCCAGGCUGCGGACACAGAUUGGUAAAAAGGGCUAUUGGGUGGAGAAAGUGCAGUGUCAGGGUGUGGAGACGUCUUUGUCUCAGUGCCAGGCGCAGCUGUCCCUCCCCAGGAAUGAUGUCCCGUGCAACAGGGGCAUGCAUGCAGUGGUCCGCUGCGUCCCCGGGUACCAGUUCACACGCUAUGGAAGAGCACCUGCACCCCCUGCCGUGCCGCCUGUUGUGCGCCUGAAGGCGGGGCCCCGUCUUGGGGAGGGCCGUGUCGAGGUGCUGAUAGAGGGCAAGUGGGGCACCAUGUGUGACCACCUGUGGGACAUGCCUGCAGCCAGCGUGGUCUGCAGAGAGCUGGGCUUCGGGACAGCCAGAGAGGCCCUCACUAAGGCUCAGCUGGGACAGGGUACUGGUCCCAUCCACAUGAACAGCGUCCAGUGCACGGGCAGGGAGAGGUCGAUUACAGAGUGCACCUACAGACCGGUGCCCCUCUACAGCUGCAAACACAACCAGGAUGUAGCAAUCCGCUGCAACGUGCCCAACACUGGCCUGCAGACCACGGUGCGCCUGGCGGGCGGCAGAGAGCCAGCAGAGGGCCGCGUGGAGGUGCUGAUGGAGAUCGGAGGAGUGAAGCGCUGGGGCUCCGUCUGCAGCGAGAACUGGGGCAUCAAUGAGGCCAUGGUGGUGUGUCGACAGCUCGGCUUGGGCUUCGCCUCAAGAGCUCAUCAGGAAACCUGGUAUUGGCCUGGUUCCUCAGAUGCCGGGGAGGUGGUGCUGAGUGGGAGUCACUGCAUCGGCACUGAGAUGUCUAUCCAGCAGUGUCGCAGAAACACAAACCUCUACUGUCCCAGAGGAGGAGAUGGCAAAGCGGCAGGAGUGACGUGUGUAGAGACUGCACCCGACCUUGUCCUGGACGCUCAGCUCGUCCAAGAGACGGCCUACCUGGAGGAUCGACCCCUGCAUCUGCUGACCUGCGCCAAUGAGGAGAACUGCCUGUCCUCCUCCGCCGCCAGGAUGAACUGGCCCUACGGACACCGCCGCCUGCUGCGCUUCUCCUCCCGCAUCAUGAACAUGGGUUGCGCCGACUUCCGACCCCGAGCCACCAGAGAAAGCUGGGUUUGGCACCAGUGCCACAGGCACUACCACAGCAUUGAGGUGUUCACCCACUAUGAUCUGCUCACCCUCAACGGGACCAAGGUGGCUGAAGGUCACAAAGCCAGCUUCUGUCUGGAGGACACCUACUGCCCCGAAGGUAUCCAUAAGCGUUAUGCCUGCUACAACAUGGGAGAGCAGGGCAUCUCAGUUGGCUGCUGGGACACAUACCGCCACGACAUCGACUGCCAGUGGGUGGACAUCACAGACGUACGACCUGGCGAAUACAUCUUCCAGGUGGAGGUCAACCCUUCCUUAGACAUGGCUGAGUCGGAUUUCCAGAACAACGUGAUGCGCUGUCGCUGCAAGUACGACGGAGCCCGAGUUUACAUGUCUGGAUGCCACGCAGGUGAUGCGUACAGUGCAGAGGUGGAGGACUUGUUCGACCACCAACGGGACAUCUCCAACAACCUUCUGUGAAUGAAAGAACACGCAGAUAUAAGGACAGAACAACUGUACAACUCCUCACAACACCUCAACAUGUCAGGGGAGGGAGGUUUUUAAUGACAAUGACAUGCCAGUAAAAAGAGAGAGAUGAGGGUCAGUGGGAGGAGGAGGGGAAACUGGGAUUAUGUGGGAGGGAAUUCAUGCAACAGAUGAUUAGUUAGGUUCCUGUGACUGAAGAAGGAGAAACGUAGAAAGAGAAGGCCGUCGCAAGCAUCAUGCCACCAUGAUAAAACAUAGAGUAAUACAUGAUUUUACAAAAACCUUUUAACAAAUUUCAUUCCCUUGAUCGAAACAUAACACAGUGAGCAAAGUGAUGACAUGAAGGCACACUAGUACAACACCUUCUGUACUUUUACAGUGCACCGCCGGGCUGUUAUAUCAACACAGACCACCGACUGUUGACAAAGCUCGCCGUGCCUCCUGUGCUUUCACCGUUUGCUGUUUUUGGUUUUCAAUGAGAUUUUUUUAUUUCAUGGUGCUAUUUUGCCUCUUUUGAAUAAAUUUUGUAAUGUAUUGCAAAUGUAUUGUCAUGUACAGUUUUAUAUUACCUCUCUUGAAUAUUGCUUUCUAAUUUAUGCAGAAUUUUAAUGUACUUUUGAGUUGAAACUUGUCCCUGUGUGGCUGUGUUUUUUUUAAUUUUUUUAUUGUUGCUUUUAUUAUGAUAAAUACAUUUAAUUCUGUUUGUUCUUAACUUGUGGGGAACAUCAGCCGAGAUCUGGUUGUACCACGGCAUUGCGCCUUUUACAGUACUUGGUAAUGGUAGAGAAAAAAUAAACGUCAGACUGACAAACUGA